Staurois parvus is the source of this 473-nucleotide messenger RNA. The record is from the annotation of a GenBank genome assembly. Lineage: Eukaryota; Metazoa; Chordata; Amphibia; Anura; Ranidae.
UGCUAUACUCGGGGAGGGAUGGUAGGCCAGGUCUGACUUUGACAAUGACAUACUGAGGCAUGGUAGGCCAGGUUUGGGUUUUGGGAAUGCCAUACUUUGGGAGGGAUGGUAGGCCAGGUUUGGUGUUGGGAAUGCCAUACUUGGGGAGGGAUGGUAGGCCAGGUUUGGUGUUGGGAAUGCCAUACUUGGGGAGGGAUGGUAGGCCAGGUUUGGUGUUGGGAAUGCCAUACUUUGGGAGGGAUGGUAGGCCAGGUUUGGUGUUGGGAAUGCCAUACUUUGGGACGGAUGGUAGGCCAGGUCUGACUUUGGCAAUGACAUUCUCAGGCAUGGUAGGACAGGUGUGGCUUUGGGAAAUCUGUAUUUGGAGAGGGAUGGUAGGUCAGGUUUGGUGUUGGGAAUGCCAUACUUGGGGAGGGAUGGUAGGCCAGGUUUGGUGUUGGGAAUGCCAUACUUGGGGAGGGAUGGUAGGCCAA